AUGAGCGGGCAGGCUCCUGGCGGGCACACAAUAAAAGAAUCCGAAGCCAACAACGCUAAUGGCGUCCUAUCCCAAGACGAAGAUCACCUGCUCGCCCCCUUUGAGUAUAUCCGGGAACGUGCCGGGAAAAAGGUACGAACCAAGCUAGCGAUGGCCUUCAAUGAAUGGAUGCAGAUCCCCGAGCAGAAAUUGUCACAGAUCAUGGAUAUUGUUGAAUUGCUGCAUAACGCCUCGCUGAUGAUAGACGACAUUGAGGACAACUCUGUCCUACGCCGCGGCCAGCCUUGUACCCAUCGAAUUUACGGCAUCGCUCGCACGAUAAACUCAGCCAACUACGUCUACUUUAUUGCACAGCAGCGGUGUCUGGCGCUUGGGGAAACAGUUGCAAAAAUUUUCACAGAGCAAAUGCUCGAGCUGCAUCGCGGGCAGGGCAAAGAAAUCUUCUGGCGGGAUUCCGUGGUGUGCCCGAGCGAGAGCGAGUACGAGACGAUGGUGUUGCAGAAAACCGGCGGGCUUUUUAUGCUGGCCAUUCGCUCAAUGCAAGUCUUCUCCAACGUUCCCGAGCAGAAGGAUUUCACCUCACUCCUACGCAACUUGGCUGUAUAUUUCCAAAUUCGAGACGACUAUUUGAAUCUUUGCUCGGCGGACAUGCAUGCGGCGAAGAGCUACGCCGAAGACCUGACCGAGGGCAAAUUUUCCUACCCGAUCAUCAAAGCCAUCAAGUCCAAGGCGGCUGGGAACGACGAUGAAGUGCUGAAUAUUCUGCGGCAACGCACCGAGGAUAUCGAGCUGAAAAAGUUUUGCGUGUCGCUGAUCCAGUCCCGAGGAGCCUUCGAUAGCACCCUGGCCCGUCUGAAGGAAUUGGCGGCGGACAUCAUGGAGAACGUCCAGCAGUUGGGCGAAAACACACAAAUAAUGCAGUUGAUCGACCUGCUGAACAAGGACCUCAUCGCAUCA
This is a messenger RNA of Mesorhabditis spiculigera, 957 nucleotides long. The record is from the annotation of a GenBank genome assembly. NCBI's taxonomy places the organism in Eukaryota, Metazoa, Nematoda, Chromadorea, Rhabditida, Rhabditidae.